GGUGCCUUACCCGGCGCUGGCACCCACCGCCUUCUUCUGCCUCAAGCAAACCACCCGCCCGCGCAGCUGGUGCCUCAAGCUGGUCUGUAAUCCCUGGUUCGAGCACGUGAGCAUGCUGGUGAUCCUGCUCAACUGCGUCACCCUGGGCAUGUUCCAGCCCUGCGAGGACGUGGAGUGCCAGUCGGAGCGCUGCACCAUCCUGGAGGCGUUUGACGAUUUCAUUUUCGCCUUCUUUGCUGUGGAAAUGGUCAUCAAGAUGGUGGCCCUGGGCAUCUUUGGGCAGAAGUGUUACCUUGGAGACACCUGGAACCGCCUGGACUUCUUCAUCGUCAUGGCAGGGAUGAUGGAAUAUUCCCUGGAUGGACACAACGUGAGCCUCUCUGCCAUCCGCACCGUCCGCGUGCUGCGGCCCCUGCGGGCCAUCAACAGGGUCCCGAGUAUGAGGAUCCUGGUCACGCUGCUGCUGGACACUCUGCCUAUGUUAGGCAACGUCCUCCUCCUCUGCUUCUUUGUCUUCUUCAUCUUUGGGAUUGUUGGGGUCCAGCUCUGGGCAGGGCUGCUGAGGAACAGAUGCUUCCUAGACAGGAAUUUUGCCAUGACGUACAACCUGACUUUCCUUCACCCUUACUACCGGCCGGACGAGGCGGAGGAGAACCCCUUCAUCUGCUCCUCACACAGGGAGAACGGGAUGCAGAGAUGCUCCAACAUUCCCAGCAGGAAGGAAUCCAAGGUGGAGUGCACCCUGAGCAUGGAGUCCUACAGCCCCAGCCUGGGUGGCCCCGAGCCCAGCAGGAACUCCUGCAUCAACUGGAACCAGUACUACAACGUCUGCAUGGCGGGGGACGUGAACCCGCACAACGGGGCCAUCAAUUUCGAUAAUAUUGGCUAUGCCUGGAUUGCUAUUUUUCAGGUGAUAACCCUGGAAGGAUGGGUGGACAUCAUGUAUUACGUGAUGGAUGCACACUCUUUUUACAAUUUUAUAUAUUUUAUAUUGCUUAUCAUAGUUGGCUCCUUCUUCAUGAUUAACCUGUGCCUGGUGGUGAUUGCCACCCAGUUUUCGGAGACCAAGCAGCGGGAGAACCAGCUGAUGCAGGAGCAGCGGGCGCGCUACCUGUCCAACGACAGCACCAUCGCCAGCUUCUCGGAGCCGGGCAGCUGCUACGAGGAGCUGCUCAAGUACAUCUCCCACAUCUUCAGGAAGGUCAAGAGAAGGACAAUCCGCCUCUACAACAACUGGCAGAGCAAACGCCGGAAAAAAGUCAACCCCAACAGCGGCGGGGGCGGCGGGCAGAGCCAGCGGAGAAGGAGGAUCACCUCCAUCCACCACCUGAUCCACCACGGGGGGGGCGGCUCCGCGGCCCUGCCCAAGGCCCGGCGGAACGGGAGCUCGCCGGCGGCCGUGGUGAACAGCCCCGGCGGCCUGGGCCUGGAUUCCUACGGCAAGCUGCAGCAGCUGGUGGGAGAGCACGGUCUCUGCCGCACCCCCAGCCGCGUGUCGGGGCUGAGCACGGCCGGGGCGCUGCCCAGCCCCGCCGGCGCCGGGCUGAGCUGUGAGCUGCAGGACUGUCCCUUCUGCGCCAGCCUCCUGGACGACCCCGACUUGGCGCUCAGCGACUCCGACAGCAACGGCGACUCCGACAGCAACGGCGUCUACGAGUUCACGCAGGACCUGCGGAGGAAGAAGAAGAAAGCCAAGGAGAGGAACAAGGUGAUGAAGCUGUGGAAGGCGUUCGGCACCAAACUCAAGAGGAUCGUGGAGAGCAAAUACUUCAACCGCGGGAUCAUGAUCGCCAUCCUCAUCAACACCCUGAGCAUGGGCAUCGAGUACCACGAGCAGCGUGUGAGUCUCUGCCGCACCCCCAGCCGCGUGUCGGGGCUGAGCACGGCCGGGGCGCUGCCCAGCCCCGCCGGCGCCGGGCUGAGCUGUGAGCUGCAGGACUGUCCCUUCUGCGCCAGCCUCCUGGACGACCCCGACUUGGCGCUCAGCGACUCCGACAGCAACGGCGACUCCGACAGCAACGGCGUCUACGAGUUCACGCAGGACCUGCGGCACGGCGACCACCGGGACCAGCUCCAGCAGCAGCGGGGCAGGAGGAGGAGGAAGAAGAAGAAAGCCAAGGAGAGGAACAAGGUGAUGAAGCUGUGGAAGGCGUUCGGCACCAAACUCAAGAGGAUCGUGGAGAGCAAAUACUUCAACCGCGGGAUCAUGAUCGCCAUCCUCAUCAACACCCUGAGCAUGGGCAUCGAGUACCACGAGCAGCCAGAUGAGCUGACCAAUGCCUUGGAGAUCAGCAACAUUGUCUUCACCAGCAUGUUUGCUCUGGAGAUGCUCCUGAAACUCCUGGCCUUCGGAAUCUUUGGCUACAUCAAGAACCCCUACAACAUCUUCGACGGGAUCAUCGUGGUCAUCAGUGUCUGGGAGAUCAUCGGGCAGUCGGACGGGGGCCUGUCCGUGCUCCGCACCUUCCGCCUGCUGCGCGUGCUGAAGCUGGUGCGCUUCAUGCCCGCCCUGCGCCGCCAGCUCGUGGUGCUCAUGAAGACCAUGGACAACGUGGCCACCUUCUGCAUGCUGCUCAUGCUCUUCAUCUUCAUCUUCAGCAUCCUGGGCAUGCACCUUUUUGGAUGCAAGUUCAGCCUGAAAACUGACACGGGAGACACAGUUCCAGACAGGAAGAAUUUUGAUUCCUUACUUUGGGCCAUUGUGACCGUGUUCCAGAUCCUCACGCAGGAGGACUGGAACGUGGUGCUGUACAACGGGAUGGCCUCCACCUCCUCCUGGGCUGCCCUCUACUUCGUGGCCCUGAUGACCUUUGGCAAUUAUGUGCUCUUCAACCUCCUGGUGGCCAUCCUGGUGGAAGGAUUCCAGGCAGAGGGAGAUGCCAACAGGUCAGACACAGAUGAGGACAAGACAUCUGCCAACUUCGAGGACGAGUUUGAGAAGCUGAAAGACCUCAGAGCAACAGAGAUGAAGAUGUACUCGCUGGCUGUCACCCCCAACGGGCACCUGGAGGGCAGGGGGGCCAUGCCCCCGCCCAUCAUCAUGCGCACGGCCGCCACCCCGAUGCCCACCCCGAAGUGCUCCCCACACCUGGACUCCCUGCACGCCCUCGGGGACUCGAGGAGAGGCAGCAACGCCUCGCUGGACCCCACGGGCUACGACCAGAAGUCCUUGUCCAGCCUCCGCAGCUCCCCCUGCGCCAACUGGGGCAGCAGCAGCAACUGGGGCAGCCGCCGCUCGAGCUGGAACAGCCUGGGCAGGGCGCCGAGCCUCAAGAAGAAGAGCCAGUCGGGAGAACGGGAAUCGCUGCUGUCGGGAGAGGGGAAGGGCAGCACGGACGACGACUCGGACGACGCCAAGUCCAGCACGCUCAGCCGGCCCUCGCUGCCGCGCCGGGCCGAGUCCCUGGAUUACCGCGGCUCCCAGGAGCUGCCCGAGCUGCUGCGGGUGCCCUCGGUGCGCCAGCUCGCGCUCGGCCCCGCCGCCCUGCUGCCCGCCGAGUUCCACGACUGCAACGGCAAGAUGGGCCACGGCCCCGGCGCAGAGUUCUUCCUCAGGGUAGAUGGCCACAAGGAGGACACCCUGGACUAUGAGGAUGACAUGGACGAUAGUUAUUGCUACCGGAUCCGUGCAGCCCUGGAUCCCUACAAACCCCAGUGGUGCAAAACGCACGAGGACUGGUCCCUCUACUUGUUUUCCCCACAGAACAGAUUCCGAAUGAUGUGCCAGAAGGUCAUUGCCCACAAAAUGUUUGACCACGUGGUGCUGGUCUUUAUCUUCCUCAACUGCAUCACCAUAGCUCUGGAGAGACCAGACAUCGACCCCCUGAGCACGGAAAGGAUAUUCCUAAGUGUCUCUAAUUACAUCUUCACUGCCAUCUUCGUUGCUGAAAUGAUGGUUAAGGUGGUAGCUCUUGGCUUUUUCUCUGGGGAGAAUGCAUAUCUGCAGAGCAGCUGGAACGUCCUGGAUGGAGUCCUGGUCUUUGUAUCCAUCAUUGACAUCAUUGUGUCCAUGGCAUCAGCAGGAGGAGCCAAAAUCCUGGGAGUUCUUCGUGUGUUGAGGCUUCUGCGCACCCUGAGACCGCUCCGAGUCAUCAGCAGAGCCCCAGGUCUGAAGCUGGUGGUGGAAACCUUGAUCUCCUCCUUGAGGCCUAUUGGGAAUAUUGUUCUCAUCUGCUGUGCUUUCUUCAUUAUCUUUGGGAUUUUAGGGGUCCAGCUUUUUAAAGGCAAGUUCUACUACUGUGAUGGCCAUGAUGUCAAAAACAUCACCACGAAGGCAGACUGCACCAACGCUCACUACAAAUGGGUCCGGAGGAAGUACAACUUCGACAACUUGGGGCAGGCCCUGAUGUCCCUGUUUGUGCUCUCCUCCAAGGACGGCUGGGUGAACAUCAUGUACGACGGGCUGGACGCCGUGGGCAUUGACCAGCAGCCCGUCCAGAACCACAACCCUUGGAUGCUGCUCUACUUCAUCUCCUUCCUGCUCAUCGUCAGCUUCUUUGUGCUCAACAUGUUCGUGGGGGUGGUGGUGGAGAACUUCCACAAGUGCCGGCAGCACCAGGAGGCGGAGGAGGCGCGGCGCCGCGAGGAGAAGCGGCUGCGGCGCCUGGAGAAAAAGCGCAGGAAAGCCCAGCGCAGGCCCUACUACGCUGACUACUCCCCGGCCAGGAGAUACAUCCACAGCCUGUGCCCCAGCCACUACCUCGACCUCUUCAUCACCUUCAUCAUCGGCGUCAACGUCAUCACCAUGUCCAUGGAGCACUACAACCAGCCCAAGUCCCUGGAUGAAGCCCUCAAGUACUGCAACUACGUGUUCACCAUUGUCUUUGUGUUCGAGGCACUGCUGAAGUUGGUGGCCUUUGGUUUCCGGAGGUUUUUUAAGGACAGGUGGAACCAGCUGGACCUGGCCAUCGUUCUGCUGUCCAUUGUGGGGAUCACUCUGGAGGAGAUCGAGAUGAACGCUGCCCUUCCCAUCAACCCCACCAUCAUCCGCAUCAUGAGGGUGCUCAGGAUAGCCAGAGUGCUGAAACUGCUGAAAAUGGCCACGGGCAUGAGAGCUCUGCUGGACACGGUGGUGCAAGCUCUGCCCCAGGUAGGGAACCUUGGCCUACUUUUUAUGCUCCUGUUUUUUAUCUAUGCUGCCCUGGGAGUGGAAUUGUUUGGCAAGCUGGAUUGCACUGAUGAGAAUCCCUGUGAAGGCCUGAGCCGCCACGCCACCUUCACCAACUUUGGCAUGGCCUUCCUCACCCUCUUCAGGGUGUCCACGGGGGACAACUGGAACGGGAUCAUGAAGGACACGCUCCGGGAGUGCACUCGGGAGGACAAGCACUGCCUCACCUACCUGCCCGUCAUCUCCCCCGUCUACUUCGUCACCUUCGUCCUCAUCGCCCAGUUCGUCCUGGUCAACGUGGUGGUGGCAGUGCUGAUGAAGCACCUGGAGGAGAGCAACAAGGAGGCCAAGGAGGACGCAGAGAUGGACGCUGAGAUCGAGCUGGAGAUGUCCAGAGGAGCCAACGCCGCCGGCGGGAGCAGGAGAGCGGGGGUGGCUGCGGAGAGCCGGGAGCUGCACGGGAACCAGGAGCUCAGCAAAGGGCAGCACCAAGCCCUGGGCAGUGCAGCCUCCCUGAGGCCCCAGGAUUCCCAGAACCUGCUGACAGUCCGUAAGAUCUCCGUGUCCCGGAUGCAUUCCCUGCCCAACGACAGCUACAUGUUCCGGCCCGUCACCCCAGCCAAGGCCCCGCUGCCCCUGCACGAGGUGGAGAUGGAAGCCUACCCCUGCAAAGCCCCAAGAGGGUCCGUGUCGUCCGUGCGCUCGCAGCCCGCGGGGAGCUGCUGGCUGCACCCCAGCCGCUCCACGUCGCCCUUCACCUCCCCGGCCCCGUCCCCCCUGCCCCUCAAGAACUGCAGCACAAGCAGCCUCUCCCGCAAGGAGAAGGACUUGAAGAAGUUCUACAGCACCGACACCAAGGGCUUCCUCAGCAAGCCCAACUGGGCCGACGAGCAGCGGCGGCAUUCCAUCGAGAUCUGCCCCUCCGGCGGCGCCCCGGACUGCGGCUUCCAGGAGCCCAGCGAGGACAAGCAGCGGCCCCUCGGCCACGUCCAGCCAGAGGCCGACUACAUCCACGGAGCCAGGAGGAAGAAGAAGAUGAGCCCGCCCUGCAUUUCUAUAGAUCCUCCCAUGGAGGAUGACGGCGCGGCGGCCCCGCGCACCAAACCCUCCGAGAACACCCUGCUGCGGAGGAGAACCCCGUCCUGCGAGUUCCCGGCGUACCGAGAAUCCCUGGAGCUCCCGGAGAGCCAGGCCUCGUGCCGUGGGGAGCACCUGAGCAUCCCCAACUUCUCCUUCGAGCAGCUGGACGGCGGCUCCUUGAGCAGCCUCUCGGAGCUGCUGGACAGCGGCCAGUCCACGCCGGCCUCCGUGGACUCGCGGCCGGACGCGGAGCUGAAAAACACGGAGCACUUAAAAACUCAGCGGGGCAGCGGCGAGAGGAGCAAAGAUCAGCUGGGCACUGCCAGGAGCCCCCUGCGCAAGCAGGACUCGGGCCCCGUGACUGUCGCCACAGAGGAAGGCGCGGAUGACCCAGUAUAGCUGCUGGGAUGGGGGACAGGGGGGUCUCAAGGGCUUGUCACCCGUGGGGGGUUCCAAAGCGAGGGGACCGAGGGCCGUCACCGGGGCCGUCCCCUCCCUGCGGUCACUCGUUGGGAAGCGCUGUGGAAGUUUGCAAAAAAAAACCACACACACACACACACGUGAGGGAAAAAAAGAGAAAGAAACCAAACGAAAGGCUGGAGGAAACUGGGGAUGGGUUUUUUGGGGGGAUUUGGCAAGAGGUUUUGGGGUUUCUUUUCUAAGAGUUGAUGCAGGGGUGGCUUCGUUCCUCCCACCCUGCUCCGUGGCUCGAUCACAUUGAUUCGGGUCCGAGGUGGUGGCUGGGAUUUGGGGAGAAUCUCUUGGGGUUUUGUUGUUUUGUUGGGUUUGUUUUUUUGGGUUUUUGUUUGUUUUUUUAGUUUUAAAGAUGCUCAACUUUUCCUGAGGCACCUUUUCGAGCUGUCACGUUACGUUGGAGUGCCUGGGAGCCGGACAUUGUCUGUAUAUCAGCAGUUCUAUAAAUAAAAAUUCUGUAUUUGUGAGCUACAAAACGAGGAAACAACAACAAAAGAAAACCUGGAAGAAAAAACAGACCCACAAAAACUCUGUCUUCAUAAUGCACAUAUUUUUAUAGAGAAACAGAGAUGCUGUUUUUUGCAUUACAUGGGUGGUGUUUCCUUGGGUUUUCUGUGGAAUUAAUUAUUCCAGCCAUUCAUUUUCCAAAUGUUUCUCCUCUUUCCUCACUUCCCUUCCUUCCCUUCCCUCCACCAUCACCCCACCAGCUUCUUCUCACAGCUGAUGCUUCUGAUGUCUCGCUCAUUUUCUUUUGUACUUUAGAGGUUGUCCUAAUUACAGACAAAAAACCAAAUCACUACUGAAUUGUAGCCAGUGCAAUAAUAAUAAGUUAUUCAUUCUUCUUGUGUGUCCAACUGUCCUGUUGCUUUUUUUCCCCCUUUUUUUUAACUGAAAUUCAGGUUAAACGUCGCAAUAAUCUGAACUAACGUGCACAAAGACAGUUUCUUGUGUUACAAAGAGAAAAGACUAAUGAAAAAAAGGAAAAAAAACUACAUUUACAGAGAGACUAAAAAAAAAAAACUGAACAAAUAAAUAGUAAAUUAUUUAAGAAAUGUAUUUUGUUUACUGCAGUUCUAAGUAAAUUAUUGAUACAAUGUGUAAAGGUGUAAAGAGCUGUCGUAGGUGAUGUUCUCUGUGAGCAUUUAAGGUGAUGAUUUGUCCUCCUCGUGGCAGAACAACUCCGACCCCUCUGGGCAGUUUCACUCCCUGGCCCUCCCUCCCCAUCCCUGGACACGUUCCCUUCCCAAGGCCCUUCCAGAAGCCUCCAGAGGAAUCCAGGUCACCUCUCAACACCAGUUUUGGGGGGGGUUUUGCAGCUUUUGGGGUUGAUUUUCCUUUUUUAGCCUCGUUCCCCACCCCUCCUGCAGGCCCUGUGUCCAUGGCCAGGGGCAAUAGGAGCAGGAAGGAGCCCGUGGGCACCCAGGGGGGAAUGAACCCAUCCAGUCGUUUCCGUUUGGUUCCUUCCGUGCCGCCUCAUAUUUAUGCCUUCACAUUUAUCUUCUGUUAUCGAUGCAUCCAUUACUCCAAAGGAAAUGUAUCUUGUUUCACAUCUAUUAAACUGUA
Ficedula albicollis (Collared flycatcher) is the source of this 8224-nucleotide messenger RNA. It is a transcript of the gene CACNA1H, whose product is annotated as calcium voltage-gated channel subunit alpha1 H. The record is from RefSeq and is a predicted model, not a curated record. Gene Ontology annotation, biological process: membrane depolarization during action potential; sodium ion transmembrane transport; calcium ion import. The coding region runs from base 113 to 6586 and encodes 2157 amino acids. Gene Ontology annotation, molecular function: voltage-gated sodium channel activity; low voltage-gated calcium channel activity. Gene Ontology annotation, cellular component: voltage-gated sodium channel complex; neuron projection; plasma membrane. Lineage: Eukaryota; Metazoa; Chordata; Aves; Passeriformes; Muscicapidae. The transcript is spliced from 39 exons.